Molecule: messenger RNA, 978 nt
Organism: Physella acuta
Lineage: Eukaryota; Metazoa; Mollusca; Gastropoda; Physidae
Biological process (GO): G protein-coupled receptor signaling pathway
Cellular component (GO): membrane
Molecular function (GO): G protein-coupled receptor activity
Source: RefSeq, a predicted model, not a curated record
AUGGAGGUCUGUUACAGCUGUGAGGAGAUUGUCAAGAACAGCUCUGUCUUGGCUGUCAACAGCCGGACAGCUGACCAACAGCUAAUCAGCGAUGACGUCAGAAGGACUGUCGAGAUGGUUUUAUACGUUGUGGUCAAUUUUAUUGUGGGCGUGAGCCUGUCCACGUCUGUGAACGUGAGUCUCCUGAGUUUGUCCGUGGCUGACCUGGUCAGUUUGGUCUUCCUGACGUGGGAGAGCGUCUGCUACAACCCCAGCCUGGCCAGUCCUGAGAUCCCGCUGGUGGCCAUACAUUACUACACAGCCACCAUACCUCGCUCUAUCUGUGUGCGGAUAGCGUGGUGGAUCACGACCUUCAUAACCUUUGAACGGUGUCUCUGCAUCUCCCUGCCCCUGCACGUGCGAGACGUACUCACACCCCGGAGAACUCUGCUCAUCCUGACCCUCAUCGCCCUCGUCCACAUUGCCGGCAUGUCCCCAUUUUGGUUCAGCCGGCAGGUCUUCACGGUCUUUAUAGCCGGCAAAAACUCCAGCCAGUACAGAGCGAGGUACUCCCCCAAUGGUGCGUACAUCGAGAACAUCGGCUACAACUUCAGCGUCGUCUCGCAGUUCGUCACCUACAUCCUGGACCUUGGCUGCGCCUGUUUCACCAUCCAGCAGCUUCACGUCAAGUCAAGAUGGCGGAAGCGCAACUCGACGACUUCUGCUUUAACGCCAGCGAAUCGUGAUGUCAAGGUCACUCGCAUGGUGGCGCUGCUGUCCAGUCUAUUUUUAGCCUUCACGCUGCCCAACUGCGUGAGUUUUGUCCUGGUCAUCUCCAAGACCCCAGGCUACGUGGUGGAACAGAACACCUUCCUGAUGGUCAGAGCCUGCAUCUUGACCAUCGAGUCCAUCGGUAGCUCGGUCAACAUCCUGGUCUACUACAGCAUGAGUUCACGCUACAGGAAGAUCUUCAACAGCUUCAUGUCUAGACCAGACUAG